AAGUAGGCAAAAGAAAACGCAGUUGAUCGAUACUGUUUAGCAUAAAACAGAAAUGGGUAUUUUAAACUCGAUUUCGGCUGGAUUGUUUUUAUUUUAUUUUUUACCACUAGCUUAUUCAGCUAUGGAGGUAACCUAUGAAGAAGAUAAACAAAACUGUCCAUAUUUUUUGGAGAAUAAAGAAUAUCAACGCUUUGCUGUUCCAACCCAUGGUUUAGUGAAUUGUUCCUGGUAUUCACACAAGGCUUGCUGUAAAAGGACAGAAGUAACUUCAGUAUUUUCCAAAAUGUAUCCUCUUUAUGAAGCCACAAAAACAUGUUCUAAUAUGAUGAACUAUUUGAUGUGUUAUUUUUGUAGUCCAGAUCAACAUAUUUGGUAUAAGCAGAGAGCUAGGGUUUGUACUGAUUUUUGCACUAAUUUGUUUGAAGAAUGUAAAUCAGCAUCAUAUAAUGGGAAAAAAUUAGGAAGUGAAUAUGAGAAUGGAACAUCAUUUUGUGAGGCACAAGAUUUUAGUGUGGUAGAAGGGAAUUGCUUUAAAUAUGAUCCUAAAGUUUUUGAUGGAGCCGUUCAACAUAUCAGUUUUUACUUACCCUAUAUAUCUAGUCUUAUCAUGAUUUUAACUGUUUUAAUUAUAUAGAAUAACAUGAAUAUAUAUGUUUUUAAAUAGAGAUUAAAGUCAAAAUUUACAUCGAAAUCAUAAAUAAUUUUAUUUAUGAACCUAAUACUCGAAUUAAUGCCAUUUGACGUCAAUUGUCAGCCAAUCAGAUUAUAUCGUUUUUGCCACUUUGUAAAAGUGGCGCCAUUUUCUCCAUCAAUAAGAACAUUUAAUUUCAAAUCAGAGUUCCCGCGGUCCUUGAAAAUCCUUGAAUAUCCUUAAAUUUAAAAUUUCAUUUUCAAGGUCUUGAAUAUCCUUGAAUUUCGCGUAAAUAGGAAAAUAUCCUUAAUUUUGUUGCAAAUGUCUUCAAUUCUUUUUAAAUAUGAGAUUAUAAUGAUAGUUGGUAAUGUUUUGGUUAUUUUUAAGAUGAAAAAUUGUAACUUUAGGCUAAAAAAUGUCCUUGAAAAUCCUUGAAUUUGACGUAUAUUUAUCCUUGAAUAUCCUUGAAAAAAUGUUUGGCAAAGCCGCGGGAACCCUGCAAAUUUGAAGUCUGUGUCAUUUAAUCUCAGCAUAAGUUUUCUUUAGAAUGAAAUAAAAAUGACAGUAAUGUUAAACAUUUUGCCAAAUGAGUAUGUGAACUUUCUUUUAAAUUUGAGUAGGGUUUUCAAAAAUCGCUUCAAAGAUGCAUAGGGGCAUGACUAUCUUUUUGUGGUUAAGGAUUUGUUAUAUUUAAUGAUCUGUAUGUAGUUCCAAAUUCAUAUGAUAAGAACAUAUUGUUGUUGAUUCCGAAACACUGUCUAUGUUUAAUUCCUGCAUGUCAUCUUAGUUGUAGCAAAUGAAAGUAUAGAUAUUAUGCCAAAACCUUCAUCUGUACCUUUUACUGUACAUAAUCCACUUGAAAGUUGUUUUAUUGUAUGUAUUUUGUUAUUAUUGUUCCAUGUGCAAUACAGCUUUAAUACAUAAGUUUAUCUCAAAUUAUUGUGAUAGAGCUAUUAGUUGUUAUAAUUUUUACAAAUAUUUGUGUUUAUUGGGUUAUACAAAAUGUUUUUUAGACUUUAUUUAUGAUAUACAAAAUGUUGUUUAUUUAUGUUAGAUAAGCUUCUAUUUAUGUUAUACAAGGUUUAUUUUGUAUUUUAUACAAGUUUUGUUAAUAUACAUAUAUUUAUAUUAAAGGAACAAUAUUCAGACUAGAAGGAAGAUAUAGACAUUUAGACUAUAUAUAAAUUGAUCAAUCUUCACAGAAGUUAUGGCCGUCUAAAUUUCCCUUUACUUUGUAUUGAUCACAUGCUACUAACUUGAUUUUACAGUUUAUUAUAAUUAAUUAUAUUGUAAUUUGUCCAGUAUUCAGUGAUUGCUUAAAUAUUGGAAUAGAUGGAUUGUUUUUUUUAAUUUAAGAUAUACUAUAUAUUUCAUUGUUGUUAGUGCAAAGCUAUAUUUACACAGACCAAGUUUCUAUGUUAACCAAAGUUUGAUAAUGGAAACAGGAUCUCCACGGCAUGUUCCCUUAUUACAGGCAACAUGAUGUGGCAUAUAAACUUAGUCAAAAAGUGAAACUAUGACAUAGUAGAACACAUCUUAUCCCAUGCUUGUACCUUUUUAAUGUGCACAAUGAAACAUCCCACAAAAACUCUUCAAAAAAAGUUUCUAAAAAGUGUAACAAGAACAAUUUUCAUUAGCUAUGCUAAUUACCAUAGCUAAGUAUAUUGUAGUUUUCAUGUAAGCUUAGAUUUAUAUCUAGUGUGAACAUUCUUAAACAUAGACUUACUACUACAUGUAUAUAUUGUUUUAAUAAAUCUAGGCUAUUAAAAUAA
Molecule: messenger RNA, 2403 nt
Organism: Patella vulgata (common limpet)
Lineage: Eukaryota; Metazoa; Mollusca; Gastropoda; Patellidae
Exons: 4
Coding region: 53-634 (193 amino acids)
Cellular component (GO): external side of plasma membrane
Molecular function (GO): signaling receptor activity
Source: RefSeq, a predicted model, not a curated record